Messenger RNA from Euleptes europaea (tarantolino), 745 nucleotides. It is a transcript of the gene RALA, whose product is annotated as RAS like proto-oncogene A. Bases 58 to 678 code for a protein of 206 amino acids. NCBI's taxonomy places the organism in Eukaryota, Metazoa, Chordata, Lepidosauria, Squamata, Sphaerodactylidae. The transcript is spliced from 5 exons. Gene Ontology annotation, cellular component: plasma membrane. The record is from RefSeq and is a predicted model, not a curated record. Gene Ontology annotation, molecular function: GTPase activity; GDP binding; GTP binding. Gene Ontology annotation, biological process: regulation of exocytosis; Ras protein signal transduction.
CCGGCCUGUCCUCGGCAGGUUCUUCCUCUGCUUGUGUGAAAUAUCCGCAGUCCAAAAAUGGCAGCAAAUAAGCCGAAAAGUCAAAAUUCUUUGGCUCUGCACAAAGUCAUCAUGGUAGGAAGUGGGGGUGUAGGAAAAUCUGCAUUAACGCUGCAGUUCAUGUAUGAUGAGUUUGUGGAAGAUUACGAACCCACCAAAGCAGACAGCUACAGGAAAAAAGUAGUCCUUGAUGGAGAAGAAGUCCAGAUAGAUAUACUGGAUACAGCAGGACAAGAAGAUUAUGCUGCAAUUAGAGACAACUACUUCCGAAGUGGAGAGGGUUUUCUCUGUGUGUUCUCCAUUACAGAGCUUGAAUCUUUUGCAGCUACAGCAGACUUCAGAGAGCAGAUUUUAAGAGUAAAAGAAGAUGAGAAUGUUCCGUUUUUGCUAGUUGGUAACAAAUCAGAUUUGGAAGAUAAAAGGCAGGUUUCUGUAGAAGAAGCAAAGAACAGAGCUGAUCACUGGAAUGUUAACUAUGUGGAAACAUCUGCUAAAACACGGGCUAAUGUUGACAAGGUAUUUUUUGACUUAAUGCGAGAAAUUAGAGCAAGAAAGAUGGAAGACAGCAAAGAGAAGAAUGGGAAAAAGAAAAGAAAAAGCCUAGCCAAGAGGAUCAGAGAAAGAUGUUGCAUUUUAUAAUCAAAGCUCCAAAUACUUUUUCCUAUUUUGACCAUCCUAAUAAAAUCCAUAACUUAUAAGCAUGCCA